AUGUCUAGUAUUCACGAUAGUUCUGAUGAAGAAAGGGACUUUCAGUCCCAUAUUCAAUUACCUAGCUUACAGGAUUAUCAGAAACACAAAAAGAGAAACAGUAGUAGUACGAAUCUUGUAAAAGCUGGGAAGAAAUUCGGUAAAGCUAUACAACAAAAGGGUUCUUCUUCUAAGAAAGGUGUGAAUUCUCCAAGACAAUCGUUUGUUAGUAACGAUUCUUCCUUGAAUGAACCAGAAGUUUAUUCUGAUAGUAGUGACGAUUAUCAAGAAGGAAGCAGUAGUUUACCUAAGUUUCAAUUCAAAGAUGAUUUAAAUGCUGAAUCCAAUGUAAUGGAUGAUGAUGAAGAUGAAGGGAUGUACCCUGAAUAUGGGGAUGAUUAUGAUACCAAUCUCCCCGAUCAUUUGGAUGAGUCUGAUUCUGAUGAUGAUGAGUUAAAUCGAAACCCACCUCCACAAGGCUUAGAUCCCUUGGAUCAACCUACACAUGAUUUACAUCAACAUGCAUCAAGAGAUUCCCAUGAACUGAGAUUUUCACAUAAUUCCUUACAUUCCAAAUCAGAUUUGAAGUCCCAUUCUUCAAGAAAUUCAAGUUUAAGAAAUCAUAUUUUCAGAAGACCUUCAAUGUUUUCUAGAAAACAUGGAGAAACUGAUAUAACUGAUCAAUUGGGUAGCACCACAUCAUCACAUACAGCAAACUCUCAAAAUAGAUCAGGAGUUGUUUUCAAAGAUAUUUUAAGAAAAAUGGCUUUGCAAGAUCAAGCAUAUCCUGAAAGACCCAAUUCUGAUACUUUCAUAGGACAGAUACUCAGUAACGAUGGUAAUAUGAGUUUAAGUGGUGGUGGAUUAGUUCCUGGAGGUUCAAGAAUGUCAAGAGAGAAACCUAUUGAUGAAGAAGAAGAGAUAGGAGACGAUGAAUCAUUUGCCGAAAGAAAUUCAAUUGAACUACAAAAACUCGAUUUCGCUCAGUUGAAUAAUGAAGCUAGAAAUUUGAUUAAUGUCCAUGUACCUGAAAGAUACCGUCAAGAAACUUUCGAAGAUCAUCAGAUAGAAAGUAAUUCUUCAAGUGAAACUGUUAAAGAGAAAAGUGAUGAAAUAGAUGAAAAGGCCAGACCCAGUAUUGAUUCUAAAACUAGAAAGAAAGAAGCCGACCUUUAUGCCCCUAAUCCAGACUUGUUUCUUCGUAAUGAUGUCCAAUAUAACGAUGAUGGAGAAUUCAUGAUGCUUGAUGAAGAUUCAGAAUAUAAUAUUGCACCUCCUACUAAAGUUCAAGCGGGUGUUUUAUCCUCAUUAUUAAAAUUGUAUCAAAAUCCUGAUGAAUCAAAGUCGACUUCCUCAUUAUCAUAUGGAGAUCAUUCCACUUUACAUGAAUUUGAUGAAGAUCGUGAACCCACCAAAACAUCAUCAUCUUUUGAUAUCAUGAAAGGGUUUAAAUCUGGGGGUAAAAUGGUGAAAGACAAUUUACCUUUCUAUAAGAAGACCCAUAGUGGCCAACAAACACCUGUUGAUACAGAGGAUGGACAAAUCCCAAUAACUGAUGAAUCAGGUAUGCCAUCUUUCCAAAAUGCUAAGCCCAAACAACAUCGUAAAGCAAUGGUUAAUCCAUCCAAUGUCCCUACUAAUGUUUCUAAAAGAUUCAAGAAAGCUAAGAAGAAAGCAGCCGAACAAUUAAGAAUCACCGUUCAUAUUGCUGAUGUUCUUCAAAGACAAAGAUUCAUCAUGUUGAUGUGUAAAGCAUUAAUGUUAUUUGGAGCUCCAACUCAUAGAUUGGAAGAAUAUAUGAUAAUGACAUCACGUGUUUUGGAAAUUGAUGGUCAAUUUAUUUAUUUCCCUGGUUGUAUGAUUAUGGCUUUUGGUGAUGCUGCUACCAGAACUUCUGAAGUUCAUUUGGUAAAAUGUACUCAAGGAUUGAAUUUAUCUAAAUUAGACGAAACUCACAAGAUUUAUAAAGCUGUGAUUCAUGAUUUAAUGGGAGCUGAGGAAGCAUCAGUGAAAUUGACUAAAAUCUUGAAACUGAAAAAUGUUUAUAAUCCAUGGUUAUGUGUUUUCUUUUAUGGUCUUGGAUCAUCAAUGGUUUGUCCAUUCGCUUUUGGUGGAGGUUGGACAGAUAUUCCAAUAGCUUUUGGGGUUGGUUUAUGCGUAGGAUAUUUACAAUUCUUUGUUUCAUCAAUGUCCAACUUAUAUUCUUCAGUAUUCGAAGUAAGUGCUUCUAUUGUUGUAUCAUUCAUUGCUAGAGCCAUUGGAUCUAUCCAUGGGGGUAAAAUAUUUUGUUUUUCAGCCAUUGCCCAAGGAUCUCUAGCGUUGAUUUUACCAGGAUAUAUCAUUUUGUGUGGAUCAUUGGAAUUACAAUCUAGAAAUUUGGUCGCAGGAGCUGUUAGAAUGUUCUAUGCCAUCAUUUACUCAUUAUUCUUAGGGUUUGGAAUUACUUUAGGAGCUUCUUUAUACGGUUGGGUUGAUAAGAAUAGUGUCUCUGAAGUCACUUGCAGUGCCGAUCAUCAAAUCGAUCCCAAAUUUAGAAUUUUAUUUGUCCCAGCGUUCGCAACCAGUUUAGGAUUAAUCAACCAAGCUAAACUCAAACAAUUACCAGUGAUGUUGAUCAUUGCAUGUACGGGAUAUGUUGGAACAUAUUUUGCAGGUCUUCAUUUUUCCAAUGUCUCGGAAUUUACUGCAUGUAUUGGAGCUUUCAUUGUGGGUAUUUUAGGUAAUCUUUAUUCAAGAAUUUGGAAAGGUUUAGCUGUAAGUGCCAUGCUUCCUGCAAUCUUUGUUCAAGUCCCUUCAGGUAUUGCUUCUCAAUCUUCAUUAUUAUCAGGUAUAACAGCAGCCAAUGCCAUUACUAGUGAUGGUAAUAAUACCACGGCUUCAAAUGCUGCAUCCGAUUCAAGUUCAGGAUCAAUGAGUUUUGGUUCAGCUAUGGUGGAAGUUUCUAUAGGUAUCAGUGUUGGAUUAUUUGCAGCUGCUUUGAUUGUUUAUCCAUUCGGUAAAAAGAAAACUGGUCUUUUCUCUUUAUGA
Yamadazyma jaroonii is the source of this 3006-nucleotide messenger RNA. Lineage: Eukaryota; Fungi; Ascomycota; Pichiomycetes; Serinales; Debaryomycetaceae. The record is from the annotation of a GenBank genome assembly.